AUGAGUUUCGAGGGGGGCCCCUGGGGCGAGUUCCGAGGGGGGCCCCGAGGGGGGCUCCGAGGGGGGCCCUUGGGUCCGUCCUGGGUACCGUAUAUAACAGGGGACGCAGGCGCAGAUGAGUAUCACACGACCAAGAGCUUCUUCAGCGGUCUCCUGUCAUCCACCUUGGGGCGACAACGCCGUGCAUCUCGCCUCCGUCUCGCCUACCUGUCAGGGUUGCCGCGCGCCUGCGACUCAGCAGUAACGGACGGGAAGCCUCACAAGCACGCGUUCGUGCUGAGCCCCGAGGUGGAGUUCUACUGUGACGUAGAGGCCCAGCAAUACGGGCCGCCGCUCGUCCGUUCGGGGCUGCGCGGGCUGCGCGUGCUCAAGACGGCCCAGUCGGGCUUCGAGGGCUUCGCCCGGGAGGGCUUCACUUCGCUCGAGGAGAGCCGCGACCGCCUCUUCUGCACCGAGAUGGAGCCGCGCUGGGCCUUCCAGCGCGGCCUCCCGCUCAGCGCCCGCGACUACGACGAGGCCAGGGAGCGUGUGCGCGCGUGUCUGCUGGAAGCUUUCGCCGGCCCCCCGGACACGGGGGUUUACUCCCCAUCCGUGCAGCGCACCCUCUACCUGGCCGGGCAGUCUGUGCUGCAGAGCCUACCGCACACGUACGAGACGCGCGUGGAGGACAUUCGGAUUACCAUGCCAAACCUUCACUACACCCCCAUCGACCUGAGAAAGCUGGGCCUCAAAAACAAUGACCAGACGUUGGCGAUCGUGGCCUACUCCAUGCAGCUCUGUCCGUGA
Lethenteron reissneri (Far Eastern brook lamprey) is the source of this 786-nucleotide messenger RNA. Its product is annotated as uricase-like. Gene Ontology annotation, biological process: urate catabolic process; purine nucleobase catabolic process. Lineage: Eukaryota; Metazoa; Chordata; Hyperoartia; Petromyzontiformes; Petromyzontidae. The record is from RefSeq and is a predicted model, not a curated record. Gene Ontology annotation, cellular component: peroxisome. Gene Ontology annotation, molecular function: urate oxidase activity.